Suillus paluster is the source of this 1716-nucleotide messenger RNA. RefSeq lists its product as uncharacterized. The coding region runs from base 1 to 1716 and encodes 571 amino acids. The record is from RefSeq and is a predicted model, not a curated record. The transcript has 5 exons. Lineage: Eukaryota; Fungi; Basidiomycota; Agaricomycetes; Boletales; Suillaceae.
AUGGCUCGGAGUGAAUCCCCUGUCAUUGUCCCCCAGCAGACAAAGCUUCCCUUGAUCAAGGUGGAAAUUGCGGUCCUCAAGACCCACCUCGAGGACUGGAGGACUGUGAAAGGUAAACAGAGACAGAAUGUAUUGAAUGCCAUCCACAGGGAAGCUUGCCUCCAAGCUCCCACUCAUGACAAAGCCAUGCUCAAAAGCCGGAAAAAGACCUACAAGGAAUGGCUCUACAACCAGUGUCGCCGGAAGGCUCCAAAGCCUCUCAUCAAGUAUGGCAAGAAAUGGACAGCUCACCAGGUGUUGAUUGAGCAGAACAAAGCCCAGAUACAAGAGGAGACUGGAGAAACUCCUGGGAGUGAGGGGAUGAUCACCAAGUGGCCGGAGGCCACAAAGACUGUGCUCGCCGGUCUGUCAGCAGAGGAGAAGGAAGAGGCGAGAAUGAUGGCAGAGAAGUGGAACAAUGAAGCUGCACCGCCCGACAUCCAAGCCAAUGUCGCCGAAACCAAAGGCGCCGACAUGAUCAAGCAUUUUGCGAUGGAAAUGUUCAAGCAGGCUGGAAUAAGGAUCUUCGUGAUGUCGGCAUGGCAGAACCGGGAAGGCAAACUAAUGUUAGGAGUACAUGACUUCAAUGAGCAGUUUGGCGGCGGCGAAAGCUUUUUGAAGACAAGGGACUGGGAAGGGAACUUCAUGUCGGACUGGUGGCAAUAUGCCGGCAAGCAAUUCGACGUCCAGGAUGAAGAUGUCCCCCAGGUGGUGACAACCAAGAAACGUGUGCUGCGAAAACUCCUCGAACUGGAGGAGGACGAUGAUGGGUGGCCAAUGCUCCCCGACACCACAGGCUGGAAAUGCGGCGAUCAACAGCAUAUCAUUCGGUCGUUCCUCACUAGGCACUACAGGAUGUGCAUGGGAAAAGACAAAGCAGCGGCGGCGGUGCCAUGGGGUGACUUUGUGAAGAGCCAAUCAGAUUUCUUUGAUGACACCUACUGGCCCGCCGACGUGCAGUUGGUGGAACCUUCAAAGAUCGACAAAGCAGACGCCACCGCUCUGUUGUAUUUCUGGCAUCACCAACAGGAAAAGAAGCUUUGCCCAACCUUCUGUUUCAAAGCUUGGAAAGACACUGACGGCGAGAUGGAGACGCAUGCAAAAUCUUUCCACAAGGCAAUGCGGCGAGCUACUCAGCAUGGCCAGAGCACCAGUAAGCGCAAACGUGCCUCAACACACCAUGAGCAAAGCGGUGAUGAGGAGCAUCAGUCAUCUGCCGAUGAAGAUCAGGAGGCUUCAAUGUCUGCCAAUGACAGGGAUGAAUCAUUCCUUCCAAAGGUAACUCAGAGAGGCCUGCCGCCGGUAUCCAGUGACGGCCCUGGCGAUGACUUGGCAUCUGAUAACCUUGCGCCUCAAAUCAAUGAUUCCACCAGCGGAUAUGCCAAGGCAACACCUCCAGUCAGGUCAAAGGUGACCAGCAAUAUCGAAGUUGCACUCAACACAGCGCAUGAACCAGCAAAAUCAGGUCCACACACCACAAGGCAAGGUCUUCAUUCCAAUGUGGAGAAUGAGCAGCCGGCCAAGGCAUCAAAACGCCGUGCCGCCGCUGAGAAUGAGCCACCAACCAAGGCAUCAAAACGCCGUACCACCACUCCUAUCAGUGACACGCCGGCUAGGAGAACCAGGAGCAAGGCAGUGGUUGCUGAAGCUCCAAAGGCCAAACGGAGUAGGAAGUGA